This is a messenger RNA of Triplophysa rosa, 3971 nucleotides long. RefSeq names its product very low density lipoprotein receptor (gene vldlr). The record is from RefSeq and is a predicted model, not a curated record. The transcript has 19 exons. Gene Ontology annotation, molecular function: calcium ion binding; protein binding. Bases 284 to 2860 code for a protein of 858 amino acids. Lineage: Eukaryota; Metazoa; Chordata; Actinopteri; Cypriniformes; Nemacheilidae.
GGGUUAACACACUGUGUAAAUGACAUGUUGAAGGAGAAAGCGCCUGUGUUCGGCAGCGGCGCGGUUAUUCGCUGCAGGUUAACGCUAUCAUUAUAUUAGGACAUGGAUUGCGGUUCCGUAACUCGUUCGUUUGCGUGGAGAGGCUGACUAAGGAACUGUCUAAAUGAGAUAAAAGCCCGCAGACCAGGCUGCAUUCUAUUUGUCCUACGGAGACACACGGCUGUGCUACAAUAUCAGGGACGAGGCCACAGACAGACAUCACAGCCAUCAGCUCUAAUGCGAAAUGGUCACGUCUAUUUUGUGGAUUCUCUGUUUGCCAGUAUGUCUUCAGCUGUGUGGAUUUUCCCGUGCUUCCAGAACAGAAUGUGAGCAGUCUCAGUUUCAGUGUGGGAACGGUAGGUGUAUUCCGUCUGUGUGGAAAUGUGAUGGUGACCAGGACUGCUCAGAUGGCAGUGACGAGACCUCCUGCGUAAGGAAGACCUGUGAAGAAGUGGACUUUGUCUGUCACAGUGGUCAGUGUGUCCCUAAGAGAUGGCAGUGCGAUGGUGAACCGGACUGUGAGGAUGGCUCAGAUGAAAGCAUUGAGAUGUGCCACAUGAGAACUUGCCGAGUGAAUGAGUUCAGCUGUGGUGUUGGCUCCACACAGUGCAUUCCGGUCUUCUGGAAGUGUGAUGGUGAGAAAGAUUGCGACAAUGGGGAAGAUGAGGUUAAUUGUGGAAACAUUACAUGUUCACCUCUGGAGUUCACCUGUGCAAGCAGUCGCUGCGUGUCUCGUAAUUUUGUCUGCAAUGGUGAGGAUGACUGUGGGGACGGCAGUGAUGAGCAGGGCUGCGCUCCAUCCUCCUGUGGUCCCAGUGAGGUUCCCUGUGGGAACAUCACAUGCAUUCCUAGGAGCUGGUUAUGCGAUGAUGAUGUAGACUGCCAAGACCAAUCAGAUGAGUCCCCUGAACGUUGCGGCCGCAACCCAACGCCGCCGGCAAAAUGUUCGUCCAGUGAAAUGCAGUGUGGUUCUGGGGAAUGCAUCCAUAAGAAGUGGCGCUGUGAUGGUGAUUCAGACUGCAAGGACAGCAGUGACGAGAAAAACUGCUCUGUCCAUACCUGCCGGCCUGACCAAUUCAAGUGCGAGGAUGGCAGCUGUAUCCAUGGCAGCAGGCAGUGCAAUGGGUUUAGAGAUUGUGGGGAUGGCACAGAUGAAGUAAACUGCAAAAAUGUAACUCAGUGUAGCGGCCCUGAUACAUUUAAGUGUCGCAGUGGGGAAUGCAUUGAGAUGAGUAAAGUGUGUAAUAAGGCCCGUGACUGCCCUGACUGGAGCGAUGAACCCAUCAAAGACUGCAAUAUGAACGAAUGCCUGCUCAACAACGGCGGCUGCUCGCACAUCUGCAGUGACAUGACGAUUGGCUAUGAGUGUGACUGUCCGCCGGGACUCCAUCUUAUUGAUCACAAGACCUGUGGUGAUGUCAAUGAAUGUCUAAACCCUGGUAUAUGUAGUCAAAUCUGUAUAAAUCUUAAAGGCGGCUACAAGUGUGAAUGUCACAAUGGCUAUCAGAUGGAUCCCACCACUGGAGUGUGCAAGGCUGUAGGUAAAGAGCCCUGUCUUAUUUUCACCAAUCGAAGAGACAUUCGUAAACUGGGCCUUGAACGUCGUGAAUACACUCAGAUUGUGGAGCAGCUGCGGAACACUGUGGCUCUAGAUGCUGACUUUACUCAGCAGAGGAUAUUCUGGGCUGAUCUGGGGCAAAAAGCGAUUUUCAGCACAGUAUUGGAUAAGCAGGAGGAUGGGGCAAGUCAUAGCAAAGUGAUUGACAGUGUUCAAAUGCCUGUUGGAAUAGCAGUGGACUGGAUUUACAAAAACAUCUAUUGGUCAGACCUGGGUAGUAAGAGCAUAUCUGUGGCCAACUUCAAUGGGACCAAGAGAAAGGUGCUGUUUGACAGUGGUCUAAAGGAACCGGCCUCUAUUGCUGUAGAUCCUCUGUCAGGGUUUCUGUAUUGGUCCGACUGGGGUGAACCAGCCAAGAUUGAAAAGUCUGGAAUGAAUGGAGUUGACAGACAGGUGCUAGUUGAGAUGGACAUUCAGUGGCCCAAUGGAAUCACUCUUGAUCUGAUCAAGGGGAGACUAUAUUGGGUGGACUCCAAGCUGCACAUGCUCUGUAGUGUUGACCUGAAUGGAGACAAUCGCAGAAAAGUGCUGCAAUCCCCAUAUUACCUUUCCCACCCUUUGGCUAUGACAGUUUUUGAGGAUCGUGUAUUCUGGACAGAUGGUGAAAACGAGGCCAUAUAUGGUGCAAACAAGUUCACCGGCUCUGAUAUAACUAUGCUGGCCAGCAACCUCAAUGAACCACAGGACAUCAUUGUGUACCAUGAGCUAAUUCAGCUGUCAGGGACAAACUGGUGUAAUGAGAAGGUGGAGAAUGGAGGCUGUUCGUUUAUGUGUUUGCCAGCUCCACAGAUUAACAAACAUUCGCCAAAAUACACCUGUGUUUGUCCACAAGGUCAAACACUCUCUCUGGAUGGACUGCGUUGCAGACCAGUGUCUCCAGAACCAAACGAGGUCCAUGAACCAGGCCAUGCUGUAGAAGGAAAUAUUAGUACUUCUAUACAUGAAGUCAGUUCAUCAGCCAAAGGGUCUGCUGCUGCCUGGGCCAUUCUGCCUGUGUUGUUGUUGGCCAUGGCUGCUGCGGGUGGUUACUUGAUGUGGAGGAACUGGCAGAUCAAAAACAAGAAGAGUAUGAAUUUUGAUAAUCCAGUGUAUCUGAAGACUACAGAAGAAGACCUCAAUAUAGAUAUAAGUAGACACUCUGCCUCUGUUGGCCACACGUACCCUGCUAUUUCAGUGGUAAGCACAGAAGAUGAUUUGUCAUAACCAGAGCACUACAAUGUUCAAGUUUAUUUACCACCGCACCAAUGGCAACUGAUACCAGUUCAGGGGCCUCAAAACCAGAUGCCUUCUGAUGUGCAUUUCCAAGCUUUUCAUCAGAAAGAGGAUGUGAAUUGUGGUACGAGAAAGGACAUUUAUACUGACUUUUAUGUCAGUAGUUCAACUAUUUCCUACUUAGGAUGUUGAUGGCAUAGCUGGAGAACUGGAGUCCAGAUCUAGAUGGUCACUUGUGUGUCUGGAAUGUUUAAAUGAAAUGCAUAUUUUAGACUGUCAUGCCUUCAAAGAUAUGUUUCCCAAAUAUAAGUAAUUUCUCCUAAGUACAGUCUCCUAAGAGCUUUCUGACCCCCCAUAGACAGGUGCAGAAAGGUAGUAAAGACAUCAACUACAUAGUCCAUGUGACUACAAUGGUUCAACUUAUUUUUAUGAAGCGAUGAGAAUGCGCUGUGUGCUCUCGUGAAUGCACAUUGGAGACUGACACAAAUGAGAGGAAAUUGAGUACAAAAAAUAAAAACAACUUAUUCAGCAAAGUAUUCUAGUCGCUUCAUAAAACGAAGGUGGAACCACUGUAGACAGAUGGACUAUUUUGUUGAUGUCUUUACUAUCUUUCUGUACCUUGAAGGUGGCAGUUGCGUUGCUGUCUAUGAAGGGUGAGAAAACUCAUGGACUUCAUCAAAAAUAGCUUAAUUUGUGUUCUGAAGAUGAACCAAGGUCUUACGGUUGUGGUACAAUAUGAGGGUAAUUAAUGACAGAAUUUUCAUUCUUCAAUGAAAUAUCCCUUCAAGUUCUAUAUGGUAAAGUGCUGUUAAAUCAUUUGUAAAACACUGAAUAUAUCCCUCUCAACAACAUAAUCAAUAAGGACUAAGCCCUUUGGUCAAAUUUUCCUCUGUAAAUAUGAUUGUAUACAUUUGGCUGAGGCAAUUUUGCUAUGUUUGGGCAUUGUACCAGGGUAGAAGAUUUAUUUAAAAAAAGUUUGUUUAAACUAUUUUGUAUGUAUGUUUGCUAUUCCUGUUACCUUUUCUAGCAGGGGAACAAAAUGCUGUAUUGUGAGAACGUAAAUAUUUGCAAACACAUCCAAUAAAAUUAAGAUUUACAUGGA